Acanthosepion pharaonis is the source of this 501-nucleotide messenger RNA. The record is from the annotation of a GenBank genome assembly. Lineage: Eukaryota; Metazoa; Mollusca; Cephalopoda; Sepiida; Sepiidae.
AUGGUCACUCCGCCUACGCCUGAAGACAAACAGAAGAAUGAUAAUAUUUUCAUGAAGGAAGAGCGUAGCCAAUCGGAUUCUGCUGUCGGUCAGAAAGUUGUCGGUCACGCGUCGUCUGAGCAGGAUGAGAACCCAAAGGACUGGUUGCGCCUCAAUACGUACGAUGCGGAAUCGAGGCGUGGAUCAGACUGUACUGGACUUAAACGGCAUAAGACUCUUAUCUCUCCCCGGCGCGUGGUCUCGUUGAAGCAGGAACUACCAAAAGAAAAGCAUUAUGAAAAAUCCAUUAAACUUUCUUUCUUUCUUUCUUUCUUUCUUUCUUUCUUUCCAAUUGACACUUCUACUUUUCUUUCUUUCUUUACCUUUUCAAUUUUCACUUUCUUUUCUUUCUUUUUAAUUCUUUUUUCACUUUUCUUUUUUUUUUUCUUUCUUUUCUUUCUUUAUUUUCCUUGCAUUGUCUUUCUUUCUUUUGACAUUUUUCUUUCUUUUCUUUCCAACUGA